Messenger RNA from Jaminaea rosea, 741 nucleotides. RefSeq lists its product as hypothetical. The transcript has a single exon. Bases 157 to 663 code for a protein of 168 amino acids. The record is from RefSeq and is a predicted model, not a curated record. NCBI's taxonomy places the organism in Eukaryota, Fungi, Basidiomycota, Exobasidiomycetes, Microstromatales.
GAUGUUUGAGGACGAUGGUACGGGCACUGCAGGGACGCCAAAAGCGAUCAUGUAUUUGAUCAACAGGCCGCCGACUAUGCUGCCUACCGUACAGCUGCAUGAGGAGGUGCUCAACUCGGUGGGAGCGUACGAUUGAGCACGACCCGAUUGGACACGAUGCUGCGUGUUCUUUCAGGUAAAAGCGUCACCGGCUGGCCGACUCAAAUGAUCUCUCCUCUAUUCGACUAUCUUCAAAGCAUGGACUCUCGACUUUCACGUUAUGAUACAUGGGCUCGCUGGCAGUCUCGCAGCCACUCGGAGACCGGUGGCCUGCUGGCAGCUGCUUGUCCUACACCCACCCGCACGACCUCUAUGAUCCUCAAACAUCCACUUUCUCCAAUUGAAGGCGCUUGCAGCAGGGCAGUGCUACGGCAAGCUCGCGCAUCGAUCCAGACAGAAGGGCGGGAGGGCGAGGAGCGACACCCCUCAAUUUGGUUUGCUGAUCAACCGCUGCGGCUAGCCUGUCGGUGCUCACGGCUAACUUCAGCCAAGUCUGUGUCCAUUGCGCAUCAAUUUCGCCCUCGUCUUCGAACAGCUGGCUCCACCUGCGACCCUCUCGCCGCCGCACAACAGAACAUUGCCUCCCAUCAAUCGCCAAUAGCCUUCGGUACCCGCCCACCCUAGCCACUCUUUAUGCUCUCCCUCCAUCUCCUUGUCUCCAUUCCCCCUUCACCCUCGUCCAUCGUCUCGCUGACCUGCAGU